AUGAAAUUGGACAAAAUGGUGGACGCAAUGGUGCCUGUGACACGAGACCCAGGCCUGAGCCGUGCAGCAGACUCGACUGACCUCUCACACAGCAUUUUAACCAGACUGAAAGCGACCUUUGCCCGCUUCUGGGCCACCAUGGAGGAGAGGAUGACGCACCCUGUUGCAGUCCUGGCAGGGAACGAAGGAGUGAGAUACUGCAAAGGGAGGCCUCAGGGGCCCUUUGUGCAGCAUGCUAUUGCCCUGGCAAGUGUCACUUCGGUCCCCAACACUCCCACACUGAGACCCAUUCGGAGACUCACCCUGCUGCAAAAGCCACAACAACGGUGA
Messenger RNA from Pelobates cultripes (western spadefoot toad), 330 nucleotides. The record is from the annotation of a GenBank genome assembly. Lineage: Eukaryota; Metazoa; Chordata; Amphibia; Anura; Pelobatidae.